This is a messenger RNA of Chlorella variabilis, 606 nucleotides long. RefSeq lists its product as hypothetical. Bases 1 to 606 code for a protein of 201 amino acids. The transcript has 2 exons. The record is from RefSeq and is a predicted model, not a curated record. NCBI's taxonomy places the organism in Eukaryota, Viridiplantae, Chlorophyta, Trebouxiophyceae, Chlorellales, Chlorellaceae.
AUGCACUCGAGCCGGCAGCAGCAGCUGCAGGGGCAGCAGCAACAACUGGCGUUGCAACCGCAGCAGGCGCCGCAGCUGCAACAGGCACAGGAGGGGCAGCUGGCGCCAGCACAACAAGUGCAGGAGCAGCAGCAGCGGCAGCUCGAGACGCUGCAGAGCCGGCAGCAGCAGCAACAGCAGGAGAUGCGGCAGCGCCGUCAAGAGCAGCAGCAGAUGCAGCAACAACAGGUGCAGCAGUUGCCAUCACAACCGUCGAGCCGGCAUACAGCUGAGCGGCAGCUGCAGCUGACUGAGGCCCAGCAGCGGGGUGAGCAGCCACCACCGCCGUCACUGCCGCUGGCGGAGCGCCAGCGCCAGCAGGUGCAGCAGAUGGAUGCCCUCCUCGCGCGUUGCGUGGCUGGCGGCCUGCUGGCUGCAACUGAGAGGGACGAAUUCGCGUUUGUCUUCUGCCGCCUCAUGGGCGCGGCCGACAGGCAGCGGGAGCUGAGGGCCUUUCGGGCCUUUGAGGCCAGGGACAGCCUGCUGUAUGUUGCCGUGGGUGUGCGGGCGGUGGUGCAGCAAGAGCUGGAGGCGGCGCACCACCGCCAGGAGCAGGGCCAGCCGUAG